AGAAGAGAAGAAGAAGAAAUUCAUAUUCCACGCGAUCGAGAUUCGAGAGAGAAGCAUUUGAAUAUGGAUUUGUUUUGGAUCUUCUUCCUUCUACUUUGCUUAGCAUGGUUUUCCUUUUCAAUCUUAACCCUUAAUUUCAGCGCCGCCAUUUCCAAGCUACCUCCCGGACCCAGACCCUUGCCGGUCAUCGGAAACCUUCUGGAUCUCGGCGACAAGCCCCACAGGUCUCUGGCCAAUCUGGCCAAAUCUCACGGCCCCAUUAUGACCUUGAAACUCGGCCACGUCACCACCGUCGUAGUCUCCUCCGCCGCCAUGGCCAAGGAAGUUCUCCAAACCCACGACCAGUUUCUGUCCUGCAGAACGGUUCCGGACUCAAUGACCACCCACAACCACCAAGUUUUGGGCCUCCCGUGGAUUCCGGUUUCGCCCCUCUGGCGAAAACUCCGACGAAUUUGCAAUACCCAGCUGUUCGCCGGACGGAUUUUGGACGGCAACCAGAAUCUCCGGCGAGCCAAAGUGGCGGACCUCGUUUCGGAAAUUACCAUACGUGCUUCCAAAGGUGAGAUGGUGGAUUUUGGGAAGGUAGCAUUCAUGACAUCGCUGAAUCUGCUUUCGAACACAAUUUUCUCGGCGGAUUUUUUGGACCCAAAUUCUGAAAUUGGGAAAGAGUUCAAGGAAGUAGUGAGAGGGAUUGUGAAAGAAGGUGCGAGGCCAAAUUUGGGGGAUUAUUUUCCUCUACUGAAGAAGCUAGAUCUUCAAGGCAUAAAGAGGAGACAAACGAUGAAUUUCGACAAGGUUUUUAAUGUGUUGGAGCAGAUGAUGGACCAGCGGCUACAUCAGCAGCAGGCGUCUGCUUCUGCUUCUGCGCCCAACAACAACGAUUUGUUGCACUACCUUCUCAACCUCACCCACCAAAAUAGCGACAUGAAAAUUGACAAAAUACAAAUCCAACACUUAAUAUUGGUUCUAUUCGUUGCUGGGACUGAUACAAGUUCUGCCACACUGCAAUGGGCAAUGGCAGAACUCCUAAGAAACCCAGAAAAGUUAUCCAAAGUUCAAGAAGAAACCAGGCGGGUGAUUGGAAUAGGGAACCCCAUCGAAGAGUCAGACAUUUCGAGGCUGCCUUAUCUACAAGCAAUCGUGAAGGAAACUUUCAGAUUGCACGCACCAGCUCCUUUUCUACUGCCCCGUAAAGCGCUACAAGACGUGGAAAUUGGAGGGUUCACAAUCCCAAAGGGCGCACAGGUGCUGGUAAACGCGUGGGCUAUGGGCAGAGAUUGGGAAAACCCAGAGUCGUUCGAGCCAGAGAGGUUUAUGGGGUCUGAAAUGGACGUCAGAGGCCGAGAUUUUGAGCUGAUUCCGUUCGGUGGUGGGCGGAGGAUUUGCCCUGGUUUGCCAUUGGCGAUGAGAAUGCUGCAUUUGAUGUUGGGUUCGCUGGUCCACUUGUUUGAUUGGAAGCUUGAGGAUGGAUGUGGACCUGAAGAUGUGAACAUGGAGGAGGAGUUUGGCAUCACUGUGGAGAUGGCUUUUCCCUUGAGAGCAUUGCCUCUGAUCAUCCCCUAAUUACAAUGAACAAAAGAAACUUUGUAUUUUUAUUGCAUUUAUGAAGUUAAAAUGUGAUGCACCCAUCGACCAUGAUAUAAGAAUGAGUUGAGGUGCUUUCUUAGUUUAAUUUUAGAAAAAUAAUUAGGUCCUAAGAAAAAUAAUUAGGUCCUAACUAAGGAAGAUGUAUGUUUAUGCUCGAUCAUUGAAUAUUUGACAAUUAAAAGAGAGAAAUGCAAAAAUAACCCAGUGGACAUUUCUUCAAUCCAA
Molecule: messenger RNA, 1812 nt
Organism: Momordica charantia (bitter melon)
Lineage: Eukaryota; Viridiplantae; Streptophyta; Magnoliopsida; Cucurbitales; Cucurbitaceae
Product: geraniol 8-hydroxylase
Molecular function (GO): monooxygenase activity; iron ion binding; oxidoreductase activity, acting on paired donors, with incorporation or reduction of molecular oxygen
Source: RefSeq, a predicted model, not a curated record